GUUAUACUUUUAGUUUUGUAUAUGUUCUGUGAUUGAUUUGAAAAUAUUUUGAUUUUGACGAUCAAAAAAUGGGAAGUUUAUUCAACGAUUGGAUUAACUUAUUUGAUGAGAAAAAUUUUCAGAAUAUUCAAAAUGAGCCACUGGAACUCAGGGCGGUUACUAUGCUUUUUGUUACGAUUCAAAAGGAAUUUCAAAAAAUGGAAAUUUCUUUGAGCAAUCAGUUGAAAACAUAUAAACUCGGUUUAGAAAGUAAAAAUCAUAUGUUGAAUGUUGAAGAAAAAUAUGUUAAAGAAGAAACAAUUCCAGUAUUCGAUUCUCCUAAAGAGAACAACAAAAGUUCAGUCCAUAAAAUAAACAGAAAUAAUAAAAUGUUAUUGAAGAGUCCUACUUUUGAUAGGCAUAGAAGAACAAAUAUGAAGAAAGUUAAGAAACCUUUGAGUUUUUCAAGCUCAGUUACAUCCAAAAAUGUUGAAACUUUUACUACCCCUAAAAAAAACAAUCAGUCCAGGCAAAAUAAUUUGAAUGAUUCCGAUGAUAUCUUUGACUCAUCUAUAAUUGAUAUGACACCCAAUAUAGAAGUUUCUAAAAGAUCUAGAAGUACAUUGACUUCUCAGAAGAAAAAAACUCAUUCAAGUAGUACAACAUUAACUCAGAUGUUCAGUGGUAUAAAUACAAAAGAUAACAAAAAGAAAGAUGAAACGACCAUGAUGGAUAUUGACGAGAUUCUUGAAAGAGUUGAAAAUGCUGAGAAAAAUGAUAUCGCGGAAUCUAAAAAUUCAUCUAUGUCUGUAUCAAAAAAUUUGAAAAUUUCAGAUUCUUUUGUUGAGGAUUAUGAUAAACUUCCAGAAAGUAAAAAGAAACCUGAAAAAUCAUUCGUUUAUAAAGAAACUGUUAGAGGAAAUAAGAAAUCAAAGCUGAGGGGAUGGUCUUGCAAAGAUUGUGAAAAUUUUUAUAAGAAAAUGAACUUAUCAGAAGAAGAAUUAGAGAAGCGAAUGAAUGAGUGUUCAAAACAUAGGAAUAAAUUCAAGCCAGAUGAAGAAACAAUUCCAGGAUAUUGGGAUUUAUCAAUUCGGUCAACUCCAGAAGAAGAUGAAUCUGCUCCAUCGUCUUCUCCAGAAUCGAGCCAAAAUACUUUGAACGAAUCUACAAUAUUUUGUUUUUACAAGAAAUGAGGAGGAAAUCAUACCCCAUGUGAUAAGAAAUAAAUACUUUAUUCAGCUUUUUUGCAGGAUAUAAUAGUAAAACAAAGACGCUGUAUAUAAAUAUAAAAAAUAUGAUAAAUACUAUAUAUGUAGUGGAAAAUUUUACAAAUUACCACGUUUAGCUUGCUCAAUUUCAAUUGCUGUGAAUAGUGCCUUGAAAUUUCCUGCUCCAAACCCCUGAAAUGUAAUUAUAUUUUUAUAAAUUUUGUAUUUUGAAUAAUAUCUUAUUUUCUUA
Messenger RNA from Harmonia axyridis, 1437 nucleotides. Its product is annotated as DNA endonuclease RBBP8-like. The record is from RefSeq and is a predicted model, not a curated record. The transcript has 6 exons. The coding region runs from base 69 to 1172 and encodes 367 amino acids. Lineage: Eukaryota; Metazoa; Arthropoda; Insecta; Coleoptera; Coccinellidae.